This is a messenger RNA of Astrephomene gubernaculifera, 4029 nucleotides long. The record is from the annotation of a GenBank genome assembly. Lineage: Eukaryota; Viridiplantae; Chlorophyta; Chlorophyceae; Chlamydomonadales; Astrephomenaceae.
ACACAAUUGAUGAUGCUUCGGGUAUAGGGCUGCUAGUAUACUUCAGCUGCUCAUCAGCUGCUGUAUCUCUGUUUCGCCAUAUUGGCUUACGUUCUGCCGCAACUCAGCUUUUCCACAAAUCUGUCGAACUAUUUGUUACUAUUCCCGAUUGACGACGCAAUUCGAAUUCAUUCUGCGACCAAACCGUCGCCAACCUUUGCCUACUUCGCGAGUUGUACCUAUUUAUAAGCAUAUCUUAUAUAUAUGUAUAAAAAGCUGAACUAAUUUGCUUCGACAUGGGGUUACCUCCCCUUCGAGCCUCAGUCAAUGCGGUUGCCAUCUGACCGACACCAACUAGCGACUCUCCCGGAAUAACUCUAGAAGCAAGGAUGAAGGCACUGAUGGUCAUGCGGGCUUGGCCUACCCUGUUUCUCCUUGGUAGCAGCUUGUGGAUGGCUUCAGCGGUUGUCCGCGACAUGGGAAACCUACAAACCUACUGCGAGGGUGACGCGACCUUACCGGUUAACUGCCAAGUCCCCGACCCGCUGCCCUACGGCGACUACGCGCAAUUCCUCGUCACCGUGGCGCCCAACGCCACCUACGAUCUGGUCAUCGCAGUGGACUCCAAGGAGGGAGAUGUGGACAUCCAGCUGCUGGCCCCCAACCGCUCCACCGUGGUGGCCUCCUCCUCGGAGCGCAUCGGGGCGGACGUGGUGGCACUCAAGCGCACGCAGCUGGCGGCCUACCCGGGCAACUACGUGCUCAGCGUGCAGGCGGUGGGGACAGCGCUGUCAACAUACGCCAUCAAGAUCCAGACCGUCACCUCCCAGCCCCGCCUGGCGGCCUCCGAGGUGGCGCUCAUGGCCUCCAUCGCCGCGCAGUGCUGCUCGCCCGAUGACGACCUGUUGCCCGACUCCUGCAACACGCUCAAUGCGGCGGUGGCGGCCAAUGCGACGGCGGAUGAGGACCUGUGCGCGCAGCCGCCCAACAUGUGCAACAGUGAGGGUCACCUCACCAAGCUGGUCCUGACGGGCGGCGACACCGGCAACUUCGUGUGCCCCUCCUUCCCCGCCGAGCUGGGGCAGCUGGCGGCGCUGCAGGUGCUGGACUGGACGGGCAACGGACAAGUCGGUUCCCUCUCCUCCGUUGCCUCCGUGCUAGCCCCCCUGCUGGGCUCCUCCUCCUCCCGCGGCCCCCUGCGCCGCCUCUACCUGGGCCGCAACGCCCUCAGCGGGCCGCUGGGCUGCGAGCUGCUGGCCGGGGGGGCGCUGGAGGUGCUGGUGCUGGACUCCAACCUGCUCACGGGCACCGUCCCCGCCUGCAUGUUCACCUCCUCCUCGCUGCUGCAGCUCUCCCUGUCGUACAACCUGCUCUCCGGCGCCCUGCCGCAGCUGCCCGCCCCCUUUGCCUCCUCCCCCGGCUGCCCGCUCAUGGCGCUGUACCUGGCCGCCAAUGGGCCGCCCUCGGGGCCCUCCAGCAGCAACCCGGGAUUCCAGGGCUCCCUGCCCGCCAGCCUCAUCAAUGCGCCCAACCUGACCUACCUAGAUGUUAGCAGCAACAGCCUCACAGGCACCAUCCCCCCGCUCCCCACCAAGCUGCAAGUCUUCAAGGCGUCUGACAACUCGCUGACCGGCCCACUGCCGCCCUCCCUGGACGUGGCAAACGACCUGCGAGUGCUGGACCUGUCCAGCAACCAGCUGACCGGCUCCCUACCCGCCACCCUGACUGACAACCCGCUUCUGACGGUGCUGCGGCUGGCCAGCAACCACCUGAGCGGCCCCCUCCCGGGCGGCAAUUGGAGCUCCUUCCUGCUGGGCUGCGACCUCAGCAGCAACAGCCUGACGGGCGGCUCCCCCGAGGUGGUGCUGCUGCCCUCCCUCAUCGACCUCAACCUGGCGGACAACAGCCUCACGCUGGACAUGAAGGCCGUCUCCUCCCGCCUGCCCGCCAACUCCUCGCUGCUCUACUUCAACGUCUCUCACAACGCCCUGACGGGCGAGCUGGGGUCGGGGCUGGGGGGCAUGCGGCUGUUCCGUCAGCUGCUGCUGCAGGCGGUGCAGGACGAGGCGCUGCAGGGCUCCAUGCCCCCCCAGCCCCUCUUCGACAUCUCCUCCAACCACAUCAACGCCACCUUUCCCCUCUGGAUGCUGCCGCACCUGGCCAACCUCUACCUCGCCUCGCCCUACGACUACAUCCCCCUCACCCUCGCCCUGCAGCCGCAAACGGUGACCGGUGGCGGCGGGCUGGUGUGCCCCGCCACGGGGGCCACCCUGCCGGAGGGGGUGGCGUACCUUGAUGACCUGCAGCAGCUGUACGACCUGACGUGCCUGUACAACGGCGUGCCCACCAACAUCAGCACCUACGUGAACACCGCCAUGGCCAAGAUCAAGCCGCCGCAGCCGCCACGACCGCCGCCCCCGUCGCCGCCCGCCCCGCCGCCGCGCCCACGCAAGCGGCCCCCACCCUCCCCCUCUCCAGCCCCCGCCAAGAAGCCCCCGCCACCCGGCGCCUCAUCCGCCUCCUCGCCUUCACCUUCGCCUUCGCCUAGCGGCGGCUCGCCUGCUCCCUCCCCCUCCUCCUCCCCCAUUAACAACGGAAACAACUCCCCGGCUCCAGGGGGCGCCCAGCAGACACAAACAGACGGCACUACCAAGAAGAGCAGCAGCGGCAUGUUUGCCGCUGUGGGCGGCGGGGCGGGAGGCGGUGCGCUGCUGCUGAUCGUGCUGCUGAUCGUGGGAGUGGUACUGUACCGCAGGCGCAACACCCGGCGAAGUGCCUACGAGUCAAAGCGCACCCCGCUCACCUACAACGCCACCUUCGAGGCCCAGUCCGAGGGCACCGCUUCCAACUACGGGGAGCUGCAGAUGUUUGAGUUCCGCACCAAUGAACGGCCUACGCGACACAGGGCGCGAUUACAGUAGUGUAGGGUGCGCCUGCUACGGUUGCAGGCCUACUACCGGUAUCAGAGUAGGAGGAUGCGCCUUCUCCUAUUAAAGGAUGCGCCAACUGCCAUAGGAGGCUGAGCGUACUACAGUUUUGGAAUGUUCCUCCUAGUAGCUGCUAUCGGAGGGAGGGUUGGUUCCCAGGGACAGCGAGGGAUGCAGAGAGAAACUGCGCAUGCAAUGACAGCAGGGAUGGCGAUAGGUGGCCCUGUUCCGGGUCCGUAGUCACGCCUGCUUGCGUUAGAAGAAGUGGAACCGGUUGGAGAGGAGGAACCGCGUGUAGCCCGUGGCAGGGAGGAGCCCUGGUCGUGGUAUGGCUGCCCUGCUUAAAUGGCUUUGUACUCCGGAUAUCAGUGGACGGAACCCAUCUUGGACAUGUGGUGCGUUUCUUGCUGCCACAACUUAGCACGGCAGAGGGAUCGACAAUGGCCGCAUGUAUGUAUGUGUGUGUAUGCUUUACACAUGUGCUCUGGCGGCUGUGCUAGGAUAGUUGACUUCGUCCAGCUAGUCAGUCGUGAUUAGACUCCUCGUGAUCCCUGUGGGGGUAUUUCAGCAGCCCGGGGCACAUCCAUUAUGCGUGCAAGCGCCCGCGGUGACAGCUGCUGCAAGGGUGGUGUUUGCUUUCCAGUUGCGAUGGUGAGGGUCAGCGGUGGGGUUAGGAUGGUUAGGAUUGGACAUUACCUGCGAGACCUAGACCUCUUACCCAACUUUGACAUUGUUGCUAUAUUGUGUGCGUUCCAUCAUGAUCGGUGUUGACUAGACACGUGAGGCACAAACACGGCGACUCGCACAGUGCGUAGGAGGAGGACAUGCCACGACGUACGGCGCUUUGUAGCUUCCGUUGUUCCCGGUUGGGUUGAUAGUGGGUGUUGUUGUUGAGGUCCGGUGACCGUUGCCUCUCGCCUUACAAUAUGCGUGCAUGCACGUAAGGCUUGCAUGCAAAAUUGGUAUCGUUUUGACACGGCAGCCGCAGAGCUGCGAGGCGCUGCGGAUUGCGAUGCUCGAGCGUGUACCGGUAUAACGGUGACACCGAGGAUGUGGCUUGGAGGCAUGUGGCAGGGCCGACGCCAUGGGGCAUGUCACAACAACAUAGCCAAUAAGUAUUUUG